GUUUCGAACGCUGCAGAUAUAAAAAAUGUCUACGCAUCCUUAUUAUGUGGAAGACACAAAAGAAAAAAAAAACUUGCGCGUUCCACCCUCAUCGCCACCACAACAUUCCAUCGGCGCUUCAGCCUCCCGUCGCCGCCUCACCCUCGCUGGUGCGCCGUCCUUCCGUCGCACACCACAGGAAACAGUAAAAAAUGGAGGUACCUGAAGUAAUAAUUUGAAGAUUUCAAAGUCAAUAUUAACAUGAAAUUUCUGCGCUUUUCUUCCGGAAACAAUGGCGACUGAUUUCUGGACAUCCACACACUACAAACAGUUAUUGGACCAAGAAGAGGUCGAUGUGGUGCACAGCCUUGACAAGGAAAGGGGAAUCACGCUCGAGGAUUUCAAACUCAUCAAGUUGCAUAUGACCAAUUAUAUUGUGCGAUUGGCUCAACAUGUGAAAGUGAGGCAAAGGGUUGUAGCAACUGCUGUAACGUACAUGAGACGUGCUUAUACGAGGAGAAGUAUGGUGGAAUAUGAUCCACGUUUAGUGGCACCAACGUGUCUAUACUUGGCAUCAAAAGCAGAAGAAAGCACAGUGCAAGCAAGGCUUCUUGUAUUUUACAUAAAAAAACUAUAUUCUGAUGAAAAGUAUCGAUAUGAAAUCAAAGAAAUCCUUGAAAUGGAAAUGAAAAUUUUAGAGGCACUAAAUUACUAUCUAGUUGUCUUCCAUCCUUAUCGUGCAUUGUCCCAGUUGCUUCAAGAUGCUGGGAUGAGUGAUGCAACUCAAAUGAUAUGGGGGCUAAUCAAUGACACAUAUAAAAUGGACCUAAUUCUGAUAUACCCACCACAUUUAAUUGCAUUAGCUUGCAUAUAUGUUGCAAGUAUGCUCAAAGAUAAAGACAACACAUCUUGGUUUGAACAGCUACGAGUUGACAUGAAUAUGGUGGAGAAAAUUGCAACGGAAAUACUAGAUUUUUAUGACUACCAUAAAACGAUAUCUGAGGAGAAAGUAAAUGCUGCCAUGCUAAAAUUAACGAUGCGGAUGUAGACUUAAUUAAUUAAUUAACUACUUAUUUAUCUGUAACAAAAUUAGGAUAGGGUUUUUAAGGGAUUGUAGAUUUGAAUGUAAUAUCAUGUGUUUAUAUGUUGCUUCAAGUUUAGUGAACAAUGUGACAAUAUUAGUGAUAAAAUUUAGUGUACCAUGUAUUGUAACAAUGUAUAAAAGUUGGCAUAGAACAAUGUAACAAUAUUAGUGUUUCUACUA
Lactuca sativa (garden lettuce) is the source of this 1243-nucleotide messenger RNA. Its product is annotated as cyclin-C1-2. Gene Ontology annotation, biological process: regulation of transcription by RNA polymerase II. The record is from RefSeq and is a predicted model, not a curated record. Gene Ontology annotation, molecular function: cyclin-dependent protein serine/threonine kinase regulator activity. NCBI's taxonomy places the organism in Eukaryota, Viridiplantae, Streptophyta, Magnoliopsida, Asterales, Asteraceae.